AUGUUCACACCGGAGCAACUACAGAAAGUAUGGAUGCAAUUGGCACUACAAGGUAUGGGCGCCAAUCUUGGUGCUCUACAAGCCUUACAAGCUGCCAACAUUGCGGCUCCACCCGGAGCAGGACCACCACCUGGUCUAUUCCCACCAAUUCCCACCGCCACAAUUCCGGUUGUUAAUCCCGGAUCGCCUACCACAUCCAAUUUGACAGCUGAACAAAUUAUUCAAACCUGUGAUCAGCUGGAAAAAGCCGAUGAUGUCGAUCGUCUGGCUCGAUUUCUCUACAGCUUACCGCCGACUCUUGCUCAAGAGGUAGUGUCCAACGAGGUGGUGCUCAAAGCACGAGCCCUGGUCUGCUUCCAUAUGGGAGAUUUUCGGCAACUCUACAGUAUUCUCGAAAAUCACAAAUUCACCCAAGGAAGUCAUCAAAAGUUGCAAUACAUGUGGCAAGAGGCCCACUACCGUGAGGCCGAGAAACAACGUGGAAGACCGCUGGGACCUGUUGAUAAAUACCGUGUCCGUAAGAAGUACCCCAUGCCAAGAACGAUCUGGGAUGGAGAGCAGAAGACCCACUGCUUCAAGGGUUUGAGCAUCAUACUUCAGGAACGAACCCGGUCGCUGUUGCGAGAAUGGUACCUGAAAGAUCCGUACCCAAAUCCGAGUAAGAAAAAAGAGUUAGCAAAUGCAACCGGUCUGACAGCGAUGCAAGUCGGCAAUUGGUUCAAAAAUCGACGACAGAGAGAUCGAGCAGCGGCGGCGAAAAACAAGCAAAACGUCAUUGGAGUUGAGCUGAAGAAAACGUGCGGUUCGGACGGCUCAGACAGCGAAGACGAGAACGACUUCGACGACAGCAUGACGGACUCACCGUCGCCGAUUGACGAGCCGAAAGAUCUCUCGUUACGACCGUCGUUCGGAGCCGAUCGCUUGCUGGAGCCCCCAUCGUUCACGAUGAACCCCCUGUUUCUGUUCAAUCCGGCAUUUCUUCAAAUGCAACAGCAAUUAGCCUCUCAAUUUUCUUUACCUCUCCCCGUUAGUAGCUCACCGCUUCAGCCUCCCAAACGUAACAAACUCUCUAUAGACGAGAUUCUUGAUUUGAAACCUGAACCCAAACCUUGCACAUCACCACAUUCACUAUCUUCCUCAUCUUCAAGUUCAAAUAAGGAAUUAUCCUCGUCCCCAGAAGCGAAACGUGAACCGAUCACCACCGCUGCCCCAGCCGCGGUUUCCGUUUCACAUUCUGAAGCCGAGCAAUUAGUUGUAUAG
Cooperia oncophora is the source of this 1260-nucleotide messenger RNA. The record is from the annotation of a GenBank genome assembly. NCBI's taxonomy places the organism in Eukaryota, Metazoa, Nematoda, Chromadorea, Rhabditida, Trichostrongylidae.